CGGCUGCCGCCAACUGCGGCCAGAACAAACUGAUGGACGAAUUAAGGCCGAACCUCGGCUUGCUCGGUGUCGGCCUCGUUGAGAACGAGACUUUCCACUUGAACCAAGAGAAGAGAAAGUGCAGCAGCACGAGUUCGAACGAGCAAGAUUUCAGUCUUUACGGGGUACACCAAGGCCUUGAGGCUAGCCCGCCGACACCGGCCGCGACGCCGGGAAGGAGCAGUGUUGGGGCUACUUCCACCGUUGGCGCGGAAGGAGCGUUUAAGAAAUUAAAACCUGACCCCUGUGCUUCGAGUCCUCACAUAGGUCAUACGCCAACCACCGCCAGUUGUCCAACACCUGCUCGACGACGACACAGGACUACAUUUACGCAGGAGCAGCUGGCAGAAUUGGAAUCGGCAUUCGCAAAAUCUCAUUAUCCAGACAUAUACUGCAGGGAGGAAUUGGCAAGGUCCACCAAAUUGAACGAAGCUAGAAUUCAGGUCUGGUUUCAAAAUAGAAGAGCAAAAUAUCGGAAGCAAGAAAAACAACUUCAGAAGGCUUUGACUCCAAUUCCUGCUUGUCAAGGUGCUAUGAUGAGGAAUAUAUAUCCUGGUGCUAGCAGAGGUUAUCAACCGUAUCCUCAUCCUCAUAAUAGCAUAAAUGGAAUAAAUCGUUAUCCUCAGAUGGGCACGACGUCCUAUCCAAGUAUGACCCAGCCAUUUUCUAUGUCACAUUCAGCGUCAAAUAUGUCUGCAGUUACUGGUAUGAGACAAGAUGCAAUGGGAAUGUCAGCUGAAGAUGAAUGGUACAACAAAAGUAUUUCCGCUCUGAGAAUGAAUACGGCACAUCAUCCUAACCUCGCUGCACCAAUGCUACAAUAUCAAACAUAAUUGUAAACAUAUACGAAUGGAUGAUUCGACGAAAUCGUUAUGAAAUAUCUUCAUUCAGACAAUUAAAAACGUGUUGUCAAGAGAAGAAGAGGAAAAAGUUGUUUCAAAAAUACUAUGAAGCAUUAAAUUAAGAAAAAAAAAGUGAAACGAAAUCAAAUUAAAUCAUGUGACAUUUUACACAA
Apis dorsata (giant honeybee) is the source of this 1054-nucleotide messenger RNA. RefSeq names its product homeobox protein prophet of Pit-1. The coding region runs from base 33 to 872 and encodes 279 amino acids. The transcript has 6 exons. Lineage: Eukaryota; Metazoa; Arthropoda; Insecta; Hymenoptera; Apidae. Gene Ontology annotation, biological process: regulation of transcription by RNA polymerase II. The record is from RefSeq and is a predicted model, not a curated record. Gene Ontology annotation, molecular function: RNA polymerase II transcription regulatory region sequence-specific DNA binding; DNA-binding transcription factor activity, RNA polymerase II-specific.